Molecule: messenger RNA, 5433 nt
Organism: Dendroctonus ponderosae (mountain pine beetle)
Lineage: Eukaryota; Metazoa; Arthropoda; Insecta; Coleoptera; Curculionidae
Product: protein eyes shut
Biological process (GO): heterophilic cell-cell adhesion; establishment or maintenance of epithelial cell apical/basal polarity
Cellular component (GO): protein-containing complex; plasma membrane
Molecular function (GO): calcium ion binding
Source: RefSeq, a predicted model, not a curated record
CUAUGGUCACCUAGGGAAUGACCACCAGCAUAGCUACUGAAUAUUUUCCAAGGGAAAACGCAUCGGUCACAACUGAAAAACCUCAAACCUCGUGGAACCAUCAGUUUUUCACCGUCCGUUUUACGCGUUUCACCAUAUUUCGCUUGGGUUCGCAGAUGAAGAAUGCAGCAUGGAUGGAUCAGGUAGCAUCAUUAGUGUCCAGAUCGGACUGCUAGUGACUCUAGUGGCCGCCCCAUCGGCCCGCGGCGGCUUUGCCUGCCUCAGCAAUCCUUGUCUGCAUGGAGUCUGUAUGGACGACUUGAACUCCACCUACUUCUGCUACUGCAUCGAUGGGUACACUGGAUUGCAGUGCCAAACUAACUGGAACGACUGCUGGUCGGCACCGUGCCAGAAUGGAGGAAUGUGUGUCGAUGGCAUAGCUGGAUUCAAUUGCACUUGUCCUACUGGAUAUGUGGGCGACUUAUGCGAAGAGGACUUCAACGAAUGCGAGAGUAAUCCUUGUUGGAACAACGGCACUUGCGUGGACGGGCCGAAUGGUUACUUUUGCCAGUGUCUUCCAGGCUACCUAGGCGUUCAUUGCGAAGUGGAUGAAGCAGUUUGCAACAUUACUGGUGAGUCUCGAUGCCAUAACGGAGGCGCAUGCGUGGAAGGACCGGGAGACCGAUUUUCCUGUCGUUGCCAGCAAGGUUGGGAAGGUUUUCUGUGCGACGUCGAGACCAAUGAGUGCAUGUCGUCCCCAUGCCAAAACGGCGCAGUAUGCAUUGAUAUGCAUGCAACUCAUGAAUGUGCCUGCCCCUUUGGCUUUGCCGGCCAAAAUUGCGAAGAAAUAGUAAGAAUGUGCUCGAAAAAUCCUUGCAAAAACGGUGCUUUGUGUCUUCUGGAAGACAAUCUACCAGUGUGCUACUGCGUUCCAGAUUUCCACGGUGAUUUGUGCCAGCUGCAAUACGACGAAUGCCUGCUCGGCCCAAAAUGCUCAAAUGGAGGCACUUGCAUCGAUGGAGUGGACCAAUUUACGUGCUCUUGCCCCCCGAAUUUGACUGGAACCUUUUGCGAGUGUCUCAUGCUGCCCAACAAUCAGCUGGACUGCGCUUAUGUGCUACCGAUGACGACGACAACGUACUACUUUGUAAACGAAACCACGUUUACGUCGACUGAAUUUUUUCCAACCACUUCCGCAGAAACAACAACUAUGGAAUUGGAAGCAUCAUCAACUACGACUGAACAAUUCACUGACUCUACAUUGAUUUCCUCUGAAACGACUGAAGAAGCAACGACUUUGGAAACGACAACAUUUGAAGCAGAAACAUCCUCGAUUCCUACAACGGUAACUGCUCAAUACAGCAGUUCACCGGCAAGUACUGGGGACGAGACCUCGCCUUACUCAACUCAGCUCACUACUAUAGAUUAUUCGAGGGCCCCUACUUCAAGUAGCGUAGAAACUACUACAGACGACGUCCUGAAUCUCGGUUCAACUGAAACCACAAUUGCUGAAACUGGGGAGGCCAGCAGGGCUUUCCCCGAAGAAAUUAUAACAUCCACAACACUGUUUUUCACUGAACAGCCUUCAACAGAACACCAAGGCUCUACAGAAACGACUCCCAGUGACUAUAGCGAAUCUACCCAAGCUACUACAUUAAUUGAUGGUGCUACAACUAUGGGCUUCACCGAGUCAGCAACAACUUCGUCCAGUAUCGAUUGCAGUUUAGCGGAUGAAUCAUGCGAAAACGGCGGCACUUGCAUAUUUGCUUCUGGAAAACACCAGUGCAUGUGUCCAUUUGAUGCCGAAGGCCCUCUAUGUGCCACCAAGCUGGGGAUCAAAAAUGCCGCAUUUAACGGAAACAGCUUCCUCACCCAUCGAUUAUCCGAUGGUCAGAACAUCUCCGUCGAGUUGGAAGCCAAAACUCUUUUCUCCACCGGGCUGAUAUUUGACGUUCACAUGGAUCAGGCCUUCAUGGCUCUUUACGUAGAAAAUGGCUUUCUGAUGUUCAAGUUUUCUUGCGGCUACCAGACCAUGCUGCUCAGUGAGCUUAAGGUUCCCAUCAAUAAUGGAUUUUGGAUCAACGUUAAGGCCUGUCUAGAAUUCGCCAAGGACUUGCAGCAUUGCUAUGCCCAGAUUAAACUGAACGGAACUCUAACCAUGACCGGGAACCAAAUGGCACAGUUGAAUAAAUAUUCCAAAACUGUUGUACGGAUGCACUUGGGAGGCAUUCCUAAUGAGAUUCUACACAAUGGACUGCCCAUGCAAGGAUUCGUCGGCUGCAUGUCCCACCUGAUGAUUUCAGGAAAAUCGAUUCAAAUUCAAAAAGACGCAGAGGAUGGUUUCGGGAUCGCGGAAUGUUCCUCUCUGGGAUGUUUGGCGAAUCCAUGUAAAAACGGAGCUUCUUGCACUGCGGACAAAGAAAACUGGAAAUGCCAUUGCAGAAAUGGCUUUUUAGGACAAACAUGCGACAUUUCGAUCUGCAAUAACAACCCCUGCCUAUUUGGAGGCACUUGCGUGCCCUUCUCCAACAGCGGCUACAUCUGCCUCUGCCCCUACGGAAAACACGGGCAUUUCUGCGAAAACGAUCUUCAAAUAUCGGAACCCUAUUUCUCCUCCACAGUCAAGGGCCUGUCCUCCUAUGUGGCCUACCAGCUGCCCGAGGGAGUUUCCCAGCGAAUGGAGAUCAAAUUUCGAUUCACCCCUACAACGGCCGACCAGAUUUCGCUUCUGCUUUUCAUCGGUCAAGACGGGCAACAUGACGCCUAUUCGGAUCAUUUGGCAGUCAGUUUUGUUCAGGGGUACAUUCUGCUCACUUGGAACAUGGGCUCAGGUCCCCGAAGGAUAUUCACCACUAAACCGGUGGAAACGGGGUCGCGGGACUACUUGGUGCAAGUUGGUUACAAUGAGAGGCAAGCCUGGUUGUUUGUGGAAAACAUGGGCAAUGUUUCGGGAAGAUCCCCUGGACCUUCGACGCAACUGAACACAACGCCUCUGCUAUAUUUUGGUGGACAUGAUGCGUUGAACUUUUCUACCCUGCCUCAUGAUCUUCCCUUGCACUCGGGAUUCUCUGGUUGCAUUUUCGAUGUUGAGGUGAAAAUAGGCAGCAUAGUGCUACCUUUACAAGGCGGUGCUCUUGGAAGGGCCGUUGGUCAAUGCGGUACCACCGAGUGUUACGAACGAAGUUGCCAGAAUAACGGCGCUUGCCUGCAUCAUGGCAGUACUUUCAUGUGCUUGUGCCAGGACAAAUGGCAUGGUCCUUUAUGCUCUUCCAGAGCCAACUCCUGCGAUUCCAAUGUUACAAAGUGUUCACAUCCUUCUCAGUGCGUCCCUUUACUAAUCGGGUAUGAGUGCGACUGUCCGUUGGGGCUAGUGGGGCGGUACUGUGAAAAAGCGGAAAAUAUAAGCGAUGUGAGUUUCACGGGUACCAGAUCGUUUUUGGCCACCCAUCCAUUGGACUUGGACAGUACAAAGUUUAACAUCGAAAUGGAGAUUAGGGCGUUGCAUGACAACGGCCUGGUUCUCUUUAUGGGCCGGAAGGAGGCAAGUUUUAUAUGUCUGAGCAUGCAGAACGGUCUUCUGGAGCUGAAAUUGCGUUCAGCCGUUAGAAGUUCCAAGUUGCUGUUGAAGGGAACCUGGCAUCGGGUGCAGUUUGGGGUGUUUGGCCGGAAAGUCUAUCUCUAUGUGGACCAUGUGAUUAACAUGGGCAUAUUGGAACAUAAUUUUUUGUUAAAUUUGCCACGAAACAACCUUUAUUUGGGUGGACUUCCAGAUAUGUCCCAUCUGCCCACAUCAGCUACUUCCAGUUUUCCUGUGCCUUUCGCGGGAUGCAUGAGACACAUUUCGAUCGAUGAAACGAAGCUGCCCCUGGUCCCAAAAAAUGUGAAAGAUGCUAGAAACGUGAUCGAUUGCGACGGGACUCCUUGUGGAGGUGAAACCUGCCUCAAUGGCGGCACUUGUUGGUUGGAUUUGUUGUCAAGCCCGCACUGUUCUUGCUUGGAACCAUAUUAUGGGGACAAAUGCCAGUAUUUCCCCAAGUGCACCAACCACAGUUGCGCAAAUGGAAAAUGCCAGAAUUCUAUCUGUUCGUGCCAGGUGGGCUUUGAAGGGGGAUUCUGCGAAACGGAAAUCGAGGUAAAGACUCCAUCGUUCGUGGGCAAAAGUUACCUGGCCGUUCGGAAGUUGGGGGAUAAGAAGCGAGACAUCAGACCGAUGGAAAUACGUAAACUGUACCUGAAGUUCGCCAGUGCCAGUAAUCAUGGUCUUUUACUGUGGACGAAGAAGGACAAAAACUAUCUAGGUUUGGGCCUGGAAAAGGGCUUUCUAAAGCUUGUCUACUCAAUGAAGGACGUUCGAGAUUCGGUGGUCAAGUUGGCCCCAUAUAACAGAGUAGCUGAUGGUCUCUGGCACAUUUUGGAUCUGAGCUUUGCUCCGUUUUCGCUCACGAUUGAUGGAAAACGCGCCAGACUCUUUGAAAACCAGCAGAGCGCAAUAAGCAACGCUUCACUGUCCAGUGAUGGGCUAUUUUUCAUUGGGGGCCUUCCCAGUUAUAUGGACAUUACGAAAGAUACUGCGGGAUUGUUUCGUCAAAGUUUCCAGGGCUGCAUAGAAGCGUUUGGCACCAAUAACGAGCCUGUUAUCAAAGACUUUACGCCAUUCGAGGGCGCCAAUAUCAGUAACUGCCAUAUUUUUUAAGACGAAAUUUGCCAAAAACCUCAGUUGUUUAGGUGCACCUAAAUUCUACUAGUCAAUGGUUCACUCAAUCUCACCACAAGUGUUCAACAGCGUGUUAGGAAUAAAACCAAUGGUUUUUACGAAUCCUUCCGGAUUGUUGUUGGUAAAAAACAGAUUGCUCACGAUUUCUAGUGUGAAUAAGUAAUGUUAUUUGUGUCUUAGAAUAAAGCUGUAGGAAACAAAUCCAAUUACCAAUUAGUAUCUAAAUGAAACUAAUUUGGAAAUGUCGGGAAAUGUUUUUGUUGAUUUUUUGCCAAAAACGAACAUUUUUCAGAUUUAUAUUCGACAAUUUCUACAAGGUCGAAUCAAAGCUAUCAUUUCAUCUGUAUUCCGAGUGCGAAAUGUAUUAUAAAAUUGCCGAAGAUGGAAGUUUACCUAGAUAGGCUGUCGAGGUACCAUAUAGAGAUACACAAUCAAGACUACUAUUUUUUCUUCUGGGGAUGGUGAUGGAGGGAUACUCCCUUCUCUCAAUGUUCAGAAUAAACACACUGUUCACGGUCUUAAGAGAUCUUAACAAGAUGACUACUGAAAGUUCGGGACAACUCGACGAGUUUGGAAUAGGGGACAUAAGUGAACCAGAAUAUUCGAGUGUUGCCAAACGGCUAUAUAAACGAACUCCAGUAAGCUACUGGUGAAAGAGCUAUUGAAUCAACGUUAGAUAGUAGUGCGAUAUUGUUGGAUAUAAUUCGGGUUGUGUUUAAUAAAGUGUGUUUACAAACAGA